Messenger RNA from Closterium sp. NIES-65, 4611 nucleotides. The record is from the annotation of a GenBank genome assembly. NCBI's taxonomy places the organism in Eukaryota, Viridiplantae, Streptophyta, Zygnematophyceae, Desmidiales, Closteriaceae.
AUGGGGGUUGACGUGGGGCAGGAGUCGAAGCGGCAGACGGACGUGGUGUUCGACGGGCACCGCUGGACCAAGUACGGCCAGAAGGUGUUGCUGCACUCCAGCUUCUUGCGGUCCUACUACCGGUGCAGCUACUGCAGCGCGGCCAAGGGGUCGUGUCCGGCGCGCAAGCUGGUGGACCGGCACCCGUCCAACCCGCACGAGAUCCGCGUGGGGUACCACGGGCGCCACAACCACGCGGGCCUCAGCCCCGCAUCGCCCACCAUCCAGCGCUCCGUCACUCCCCCCCCGGAUAUGUCCGAGUCAUCGCAGAGCAUGGCCGCUGCUGCUGCUGCCGCUGUCGCUGCUGCAGAGGCGUCGGGUUCUGUGAUGGGCGGUGGUGCGGGGGGGACCGGGGAGGCGGGGUUGAGCGGAGGUGGGGAAGGUCAGUCUGUGGCAGAGGGGGGGAAUGCGCGGAUCCCAAUGCAGUUUGGGGAUUUGGGGGGGGAGGGAGAGGAGGGCGCGGAGGGGGGUGAAGGGGGGGGCCAAGACCUGGACUACAAAACGUUUGAAGCCAUGCUGAGCCACGGCGAGGAGAUUCUGGUGGGCAUGGACGACGAAGGGGAGGGCGAGGAGGAAGGGAGGGAGCAGGGGGAGGGGGAGGUGGAGGGUGGUAGGGAGGGGGCGCAGCAGGGGGGGCGGGGGGAGCAGGCGGAGGUGGAUGAGCGCAGCUGGCGGUCGCUGCAGCUGCCUGAAGAUGGGUACCUGUGGGACCCGCCCCGCCGCCACAAGCCGCUCGUCAACUCCAUGUACAUCCGGGUGGUGUAUCGGUGUGCAUACCACCCGGAAGGCAGCGCCAGGUGUCCAGCAAUGCGAGUGGUGGAUAUCCACCGCGCCAACGCGUCCUCCCUGCAGCUCACCUACACGCGCCCCCACUGCCACCCCCAGCCCGUCCGCAUUCGCCUCACCCGCCGCCCUGCCACCCCCCGCUCCUCCACCCCCCCCUCCGCCAGCCCCCCUUCCGCCACCCCCCCCUCCGCCACCCCCCCCAAGGGGGAAGGGGGCGGGCAUGGGAUGGGUGGAGUGGAUGGGGCGGUGGGAGAAAACGGGACAGGCAGAGCAGAAGGGAUGAUAGGAGGAGAAGGGAUGGUGGGAGGUGGGGGGGUGGUGGGAGGAGAAGGGGUGAUAGGAGGGAUGGUGGGAACAUGGGCAGGUGUUAGGGGUGACUCUGGCCUAAGUGCUGGCACUGGUGGUGGUGGGGGAGGUGGUGGUGGUGGUGGUGGUGCGUUGGGUGCACAGGUGGCGUUGAGUGCACAGGGGGCGUUGGGUGCGCAUGGGGCAUUGGAUGAAGGUGGGGCGUUGGAUGAAGGUGGGGCGUUGCCUGUGCCAGGAGGGGUGUGUGGCACUACUGACAGGCUGGGCCCAAGCCCGCCGCUCAAGCGAGCAAAGCUCUCAACACCUACGAAUCAUGCAGCACCCCUCCAUCCUGCAUCAAAUACACUCACCCGCACGGUUUCAGGGCAGGACCAGUCGUGGGGGGGCUUGAUGGGAGGAGGGAUGGGAGGAGCAGGAGGAGCAGGGAUGGGAGGAGGAGCAGGAGGAGGAGCAAGAGGAAGGGGGGAGAGAUGGGGUGCAGGAGGGGCACGGCGAGUGGAAGGAGGGUUGACUCGAGCGUUUCGGGAGGCGGAGGCUGGGAAGGGUGGGGCGACGGCUGGGCUUGGCACUGGUACUGGGUUAAGUCCAGGUGCGGGCCUAAGUGCUGGUACUGGGCUUAGCACGGGGGGUCUGAGUGCAGGGGCUUUGAGUGGUGGGGGCAUGGGAGGGGGGUUGAGUGCAGGGGGAGUGAGUGGUGGGGCAGAAGCACAGGGAGGGGGGGGGUUAGUUGGACUAGAACGCCUACCCAGUGAUGCCUCCACUGCCGGCAACCUCGCGAGCGUACGGGGACUCUCCCCUCUGCAGAUGCAGAUGCAGGCAGACGCCGAGGGAGGAGAUGCCUUUGCGGCAGGAUCAGCUGGUGGUGGGGGUGGGGGUGAUGAUUUGCUGCUUAGUUUUGUAGCAGCAGAGCCAGGUGUUUCCGCAGGUGGUUCUAGGGCUGUGGGCGAUGCGGCCUUUUCAGCCGGCAGCAACGCGCGACCGGCAUGGAUGGGAACGUGGGAGGCACCUGAAACCAACGGUCAGGAUCCUCCGGAUGAGCUCCCGUCUUUCCUCAAGGAUAUCCAGACAGGAGGGCUGUCGACACUAGGAGGAGGGGGGAGGGGGGCGGCAGCAGCGGCAGGGGGUGUGGGUGGGGGGACAGUGGCACGGCUGUCGUCAGUAGAAGGGAGGGAGCUGCAGAACCUGCUUCGCUUUGGCAGUAUGGGGGGGCUUCUAGCCCCUCCGCUUUCUAGACUUGGCUCCCUAGCGGCAGGGGGAGCAGCAGCAGGAGGAGGGGCAACAGGAGGAGGAGGGGGAGGAGGAGGGGGAAACGAGAGGGAGACAGUGGCACGGUUGUCAUCAGUGGAUGGGCGGGAGCUGCAGAACCUGCUUCGCUUUGGCAGCAUGGGGGGGCUUCUAGCCCCUCCUCUUUCCAGGCUAGGGUCCCUAUCGGAAGGGGGAGGGGCACCAGGAGCGGGGUCAGCUGGGGGAGGAGGGGCAGGAGGAGGGGGUGGGGCGGGGGGUGGAGUGGGAAACGAGAGGGAAACAAUGGCACGGCUGUCAUCAGUGGAUGGGCGGGAGCUGCAGAACCUGCUGCGCUUUGGCAGCAUGGGGGGGCUUCUAGCCCCUCCACUCACACGUCUUGGCUCACAGGCAGCAGCAGCUGCUGCAGUUGCCACUGCUGCCACUGCUGCCACUGCUGCUGCUGCUGCUGCUGCUGCUGCUGCUGCUGUCCAGAGACUAAGUCCUGAACGUUCCCCUGUACACUCACCAGCUACACCGGCUGCAGCAACAGGUGGUGCUUCUAGGCUGCAACGCACUGGCUCUCCUGUCUAUCGACCCUCCUUCUCGCCUCCUCGUCCUUCCCUCUCCCCACCCUCUCACCGCCCUCCCUCCCCUCCUGCUCCUCGUCCUCCCUCCCCGCCCGCUGCCCGCUCUCCCUCUCCCCUUUCCCGCCCCUCCCUCUCGCCGCCAAAGCGCCGCCCAGGCUCCCCUCCCACCCAUCGCCUGGCUUUUGAGUCAACUCAAAAUUUAUCCUGCCCAGGCUCCCCUCCUGCCCAUUGUCUGGCGCGCGUGGAUUCGCUCACUUCCAACUCGCCCCUCACGUCGCCCACUCCUGUGGUUUGGGGGAAGCAGCGCGCAGGGUAUGGGGACGGCCUGGCUGAUGGGGGGGCCCUCCCGUCUCCCCCCCCUCCCAGCGGGACAGAGGGGGUCUUUCAGGAGCCACCCUGCCCCGGACCCCCUUGCCGCCCGGCCGGCCAGGGAGCAGGGGAGGCAGCAUGGACAGAGACAGGACGGAAGGAGAUCACCCACGCUGCCACAGGCAGGCGCAUGGAGAGGUGGGUGGGCGCAUGGAGAGGUGUGUGGGCGCAUGGAGAGGUGGGUGGGCGCAUGGAGAGGUGGGUGGGCGCAUGGAGAGGUGGGUGGGCGCAUGGAGAGGUGGGUGGGCGCAUGGAGAGGUGGGUGGGCGCAUGGAGAGGUGGGUGGGCGCAUGGAGAGGUGGGUGGGCGCAUGGAGAGGUUUUAUUUCGGUUGUUCCGUUCCGGGCUGCCCGGCGCGAAAAGUUGUGGAUGUUCAGCUGCCCAGUUGCCGCCCCAUGAGCCCUGCUGUUGUAGAUAGCGUGUACUGUGGGGAGGAAGGGGGAGAAGGAGGCAGAGGAGGCGAGGGGGGGGAGGGCUGGGGGAACGAGGAGAGAAGAGAGCGGAUGGAGGAGAGCGGUGGGGAGGGCGGGCCUGGGGAAGGGGUGAUGACUGGAGGAGCGGGAAAUCCAGGUGGGAAGAGGAGAAGAGGGCAAUGGCUGGGGGAAGGUGGGGUUUUCGGCACUAAGAGGAGUUGUGCUGAGCCUGCUGCAGCAGGGGCUGGGUACGACUGGGAAGGGGAGGUCACCGGGCAGGUGACGGAAACUUUUUACGGGUUCCAUCUGGGGCACACCCAACCGUCCCCCUCCUCUCUCUUCCACUCCGCGCCUACUGCAGCAGCUGCUGCUGCUGCUGUCACUCGUUCCGACGCUCACUUGCCGUCAGCUCAAACCGCCAAUGAGACAACCUCUGUAACAGGGUUACCACCAGUGCAGGGUGGUUCUGAGGUGCGUCCAUGCCUUGAUCAAUCCAGCGGUCUCCCAUGGGCCCAUGGCGGGUGUGAGGUGCUUGCAGGGUGUGGGAAUGAACGAAGUCUUGAGAAAUCCCAAGGGUCGCGUGCAGGGUUAGAGUCAAAUGGGCACGCCAACAUCUUGCGAGUCUCUUCUCUCCCACCCAACUCCUCUUUGAUGCCCUCACAACCCUCCAUCCCUCAACCCCCAACCGACCGCACACACCCCUCCUCGCAGCCUUCCCCCCAGCCCUCACCCGCAGCGUCCCCUGCCUCUUCCAAUCUACUCGCCCCUCUCCCACGCUCCCUUGCUCGCCAGAGGCCCGUGGUCUCACUCUCGCCAAACCGGGACAGUUUUCCGGGCAGUUACGAAGGAUUAGGGCAGUUUGAAGGGCAGGGAACGGAAGACAAUUAG